This is a messenger RNA of Solanum stenotomum, 3281 nucleotides long. RefSeq lists its product as uncharacterized. Gene Ontology annotation, biological process: negative regulation of DNA recombination; mismatch repair. Lineage: Eukaryota; Viridiplantae; Streptophyta; Magnoliopsida; Solanales; Solanaceae. Bases 108 to 2624 code for a protein of 838 amino acids. Gene Ontology annotation, molecular function: mismatched DNA binding; ATP binding; ATP-dependent DNA damage sensor activity. The record is from RefSeq and is a predicted model, not a curated record. The transcript is spliced from 20 exons.
UCUUACUGAAGUCUAUCCCGUUUCCCGCAAUCUCUCUCCCCGCCACUGGUGCUUUUGUCACUCUCUCUGCAAAUCAUCUGUUCGAAUUAUCCAUUUUCAAAUGCAUAAUGCUCCUUUCAGUCUCACUGCUUCCCAAUUCAUCAUCGUCAUUCGCCACCGUAGCAUUCGCUUUCCCAAAAGUUCACGGCGUUUUCAGGCAGUCCAUUCGAUUUAAGGUCCAUGGCUUCCUGAACAAACCACUGGAAUCGAGCUCUGGACCGGCCUCCAAUCAACCAUCGGUAAUUCUAGACAGUCUCAGGGUCCUCGAAUGGGACAAAUUAUGCGAUUCCGUCGCUGCCUUCGCCGGUACUUCCUUAGGCAAAGAAGCUCUCAAGGAACAACUAGGUUAUUUGAAUCAAACAUUUGAAGAGAGUCUCGGACUCUUAGAGGAAACCAAUGCGGCUGUGGAGAUGAAUAAGUACGGUGCCAUGGUGGAUUUUAAUGGCAUUGAUAUUGAGCUGGUUAAAACUGCCAUACGGGUUGCACGCCGAGGUUUUCCUGUCAGUGGGAUUGAAGCAUUGAAUGUUGUAGCACUAUUGCAGUUUGUGGAAAUGCUGCAGGCAAAUGUCAAAGCUGCAGUCAAGCAAGAUGCCGAAUGGUAUCAGCGCUUUAUGCCUCUCACAGAAAUGAUUAUGGAACUAACCAUAAGCAGAUCACUAGUAAGGUUCAUACAACAACUAGUUGAUGAAGAUGGCUCUGUCAAGGAUUCUGCGAGCUCUGCCUUGAAACAAUCUCGUGAUCAAGUUCGCCUUCUUGAAAGAAAGUUAUACCAGUUGAUGGAAAGCAUAAUCAGGAACGGCAUGGAAGAAGCAUCUGCUAUGGAAGUGAGUGAAAUUGAUGGCAGAUGGUGCAUUAGAUCAGGAUUUAAUCAGCGAACGAGCUUUGAGGGGCUACUGUUAUCCAGUGCUUCAGGUACUGGAAGUGUUGUCGAACCUCUCUCAGCAGUUCCAUUGAAUGAUGCACUCCAGCAAGCUAAGGCAUCUGUGUCAAAGGCUGAGGCUGAUGUGCUCCUGAAGAUAACACAGAAGAUGCAAGAAGAAAUUGAUUACAUUGAAAGCAUUUUCAGCAUGAUGGUUAGGCUGGAUGUGAUCAACGCUAGAGCACGAUACAGUCUUGCAUUUGGAGGUGCUUGUCCAGAUUUAUUUUUGCAACAAGAACAGGAUAGCUUUGUAGCUACUGAUGCUUCAUUAGACGCAAGAACCUCAGUGGCAUUGCAUCCUACACGGAAGAAAUGGACAGUGUAUCUGCCAAAAGCUUAUCAUCCUUUAUUACUUCAAAAGCAUCAGCAGGCUCUACAGAAGGCCAUGAAAGAUGUCAAGAAUGCCAAUGCGGAAAUUAGGAGGAGGAAGCAGCAGGGAGGAAAUAUUACUUUGAGAAAAGAAACCAAUGUGAAUUUACAGUCCUUGGAAGCAAAGGUUGCUAAGUUGAAAGAGGAACCACCUGUUCCUGUUGACAUAUAUGUUGCUCACAACACUCGAGUUUUGGUUAUAACUGGCCCCAAUACUGGGGGUAAAACCCUUUGCUUGAAGACUGUGGGUUUGGCUGCUUUGAUGGCAAAAUCCGGUCUUUAUGUGUUAGCAUCAGAAUCAGUGAAGAUCCCUUGGUUUGAUUUUGUAUUUGCUGAUAUUGGUGAUGAACAAUCCUUAUCCCAAUCACUGUCUACCUUCUCGGGGCAUCUGAAACAAAUUAGUAAAAUCCGGUCUCACUCAACAGACAUGUCACUUGUGCUAUUAGACGAAGUAGGGGCAGGGACAAAUCCUCUAGAAGGAGCUGCACUUGGGAUGUCAUUACUGGAAUCUUUUGCACAAUCUGGAACUUUGUUGACUAUAGCUACAACACAUCAUGGAGAACUUAAAACCCUUAAAUACAGCAAUCAUGCAUUUGAAAAUGCAUGUAUGGAGUUCGAUGAAAUGAAGUUGAAACCAACUUAUAGGAUUCUUUGGGGAAUACCAGGGAGGUCAAAUGCAAUCAAUAUAGCCGAAAGGCUCGGGAUGCCUGAUGUCAUUGUGCACAAGGCUCGUGAACUUUAUGGAGCUGCUAGUGCAGAAAUCAAUGAGGUUAUACUUGACAUGGAGAGAUUUAAGCAGAACUUUCAUGAGCAAGUUCGUGAGUCACAAUGUCUUCUUAAGCUCACUAAAGGCCUCCAUCACAAGUUGCUUAUUGCCAGAAAAAAUGUGAAAGAGCACAGCAUUAAUCAAAGAUUCAGAAAGGAACAGGAAAUAGCUGAAGCAGCUGCAGUAGCACGAUCUUCCAUUCAAAGGAGAGCACGACAAUUUCGUGCAAUUUCUAGUCAACCAUCCCAGAAAAUAUUGGGAAGUAAUGGACACACAUCAUCUAUGAAGAGUGAAGCUAAAGAGGAAAAAAGUGAAAUUUCAGAAGCAACUCCUGCUGUGUACUCCCCCCGUACAUCCAGGCUGCCUGUUUCAGCCAAGAGGAGGAAACUUCCCAAUGUUGGUGAUUCAGUCCAUGUUCCUUCGCUUAACAAGCAAGCUUUAGUCCUGAAAGUCGAUCCUUCUAGAGAAGAGCUUUUAGUCCAAGCUGGUAACAUGAAGCUUAAGCUUAAAUUAACAGAUGUAUUGGCCUGAAAGGUGCCCGCACCAGGUAGGUUUUUCAUAUCUCCAUCCUGCAGUGAGAAGUGUCCUUGGGAGUCUGGGACUGGCAUUUGAAACCGCCUCCCGCCACCUGCAAAUGGUAUGACGGGACAGUUAAACUUGCUAAACGUGAAGUAAGAAUGGUCGAUAGUUAUAUUUCCUUACUAUCACGUUUAAUAAUAAAUAAGUGCAAUGAGCUCGGGAUAUAUCGUAUAGCCUGAGCAUAUAUCCAGUUACCGGGAUGCAUCUCAUGCUAUUUGACUAGGUACUCUCACAACUGAGAUCUAGCAUGCCCAUAAGGAAUUGUACUCGGUUUUCAGCUGCACCACUUUCACGGUGUUAUGGCUUUUUAAGAGGAUGCCUCGAAGAGAAGGUUCCAUCAGAAAAUAUGCCCAAUGUUGGCAAGCUAGCAAUAAUUUUCAGUUAAGUGCAUGGGGUCAUAUGCAAUGCAGUGUAUCAGGCCAAAUACGACAUCUCUUUGAGCUCCGGGCUAUACUAAAGUUAUGGGGAACUUUUGAUUGCUCCUCGUUCAGGUGUACUUGUAUUUAUUUGAGCUUGCUGGAUUUGAUUAAAGUCAACUACUAGAUUCUGGAUGACAUCAAUUUAUUUGAAUUAGGUUGACUAGUUGCCUUGAUUGGAGUGUACUUAUUA